Drosophila hydei is the source of this 1688-nucleotide messenger RNA. RefSeq lists its product as uncharacterized. The transcript has 4 exons. The record is from RefSeq and is a predicted model, not a curated record. NCBI's taxonomy places the organism in Eukaryota, Metazoa, Arthropoda, Insecta, Diptera, Drosophilidae. Bases 185 to 1243 code for a protein of 352 amino acids.
GAGAAGUUUGGAACAGAUUCGUAGUAGGCUUUGUAAAUUAGCGAAAUCAUUAAAUUUCACAUCGUAAUCUUAAGCAGAUAACUUAAAUUCUCUGUAACGUAAUUUAAAAAAAUAAAAAACAAUCAUUUGGAUAACACAAUAAGUAAGGCAAUAGAAUAUUGAAAAAAAAAAGAAAACAGAAAAUAUGGCCUCAAAACGUUUAAAAUGUGAUCUCAGUCCUGAGCUAACGACCUGCCUAAAACUUAAGGAAAAUGUCCGUCCCGAUUGUUGUCCCAUCAUCGAACGCAUACCUUACGACGCGGAAUGUUUCCUUAAGGACAUAAGUAAAGAGCUGAACAAACUGUACGAUCGUCACGAACGCCGGUUUACAAAACGCAAACGUAUUAUGGAGCUGGCGGUACCUAGGCAACCCCAAUGUCGUCACCUGCCUAAAUGUCCCUGUCCAUUCAAGAAGACUAUCGAAAUCGUACCGGCCGAAAUGCCCAUGCAUACACGCACCGAUCAACUGGCACUGCCGCCGGUCAGGCGCUUGCUGCAUCGACGAGCCGACGCUAAAGCGAACGGUGAUCUGAUUGGCGAGGGCAUCAUUAAUCGCUUGUUACGCUACAGUUACUUAUCAUUGUACAGUCGAUUGAGCAACGUACAGCCGUUGGAGAAACCCGUGAAAAAGAAAAAGUUGACGGAGAAGCAAAUGAAAUUGCGCGAGUUGCAUAUCAAAAAACUGGCUAAGCCAAUAAAGGAGAUAACCCCACCACCACCGGAUCGGAAGAAGGGUCAAGUAGAUCAGCGGCGUCUUAAGAAACUGGCGCGCCCCAAGUUAUAUAUGGAGGACAUCAAGGCUGAAUGGGAAUUCACACCUAGCAUGCGCGACUACAAAGCAACGGAUCGUGUUAAGAAUUUAGCUGAACCGGUAAAUCGACCCAAUGUGCACACCAAUGAAAAUCCCGAGAAGGUCUCACCCAAUGCACUCAAAUACAAACCGAGCGAUCGCAUUAAGGAGAUGUCACAACCGCUGGCUAAGCACGAAGCCAAUUUGGGUCCGGCCGAUCUCAAGGACGAUCCGUUUUCUAUUUCACCAAACGCCUUAAAAUACAAGAUAUCAUCACGCAUGAAGGAGCUGGCGGAGCCAAAGGAGUUCGAGAACACGCAUAUCAGAGAGAAUCCUUUUGCCAUCUCGCCUGCGGCACUAAAAGCGAAGGCCUCACCGCGACUUAUAGAAUUGGCCAAGCCCAAGGGAUCAUAGCACUAAAAUUUUUCAGACACUUUCAGCACAUUUUGGAAUUUUCGUUUGGGUUUCCGUGGUUUUUGUAAUAAACUGUAAUAUGUAGAAUAUUUUCCGUAAAUCAAGCUUUUCCAUUACCAUUCAGGAAUAUAUAGAUUUAUAUAUAAUUUAGACGUAGCAAUAAUUGAAGACAAUUUGGAUUGAUUUGGUUUUAUUUUCUGCAUCGUGGCUUUCGCUCCACAUCGAUUUAGUUUUUAAUAAAAUAAUUUUAAUUUUUGUUUUUGCUUGUCAUAAUAUUAAUGCUGGUUGAAAACAUUCGAAUCCAAUUUGGAUUGUUUUUCUAAUAAUCACAAAAUAAAACAAUACGGCCAAUUUGUAAAACUAAAAAUCGUCGGGUAAAUGAAUACGGGUGAAAGGGGUAGGGGGCGAGGUAAUUGUUCUAAACAUAAAUAUUCGCCAGAAAUAA